Molecule: messenger RNA, 564 nt
Organism: Fonsecaea nubica
Lineage: Eukaryota; Fungi; Ascomycota; Eurotiomycetes; Chaetothyriales; Herpotrichiellaceae
Exons: 2
Coding region: 1-564 (187 amino acids)
Source: RefSeq, a predicted model, not a curated record
AUGGCUGAUGAUAGAAACAAUCAGACUGGCCCGACGAGGCGGCGCGGUGCGCAAUAUGAGGAACACGAAUUGAAUACGUUGCAGAGGGAAACAACUCGGGCUGAUACAUUGGCCAAUGCCAGUCCCACAUCAACAGAAACCCACGAACCUCAACGACGAACUUGGCGGCAUCUGUUCCCAGGAAUCUUUCAUCAUGUACCCCUCCGCGCCGCCAGGGACCACCUUGCCAACGAACGGGUCUUCCUUGGAUAUAUCCGAACGUCUUCAGCACUCGCCAACUUCGCUAUCACAAUUCUCCAGCUCUACCGGUUAAAGCACGAUCCAGUCCCCGCAGGCAAGCUGAGCGACUACGAUCUGGGCAUCCCGCUCGCGGUGGUGACGCUAGUCAUCGGACUCGCCAUAACCCUGGCAGGGGCAUGGAGGUUUUUUGCCUGCCAACGUGCCAUGGCGCAGAAAAAACAGAUCGUCACGAGUGGAUUGGUGGUGCUCGUAUUCAUCCCGGUCGUGGCUCUAUUGCUCCUUAGCCUGCUGAUCCUGACCAUCAUUGUCAACCCCAACAUGUGA